GCACCCGUGCGCCGAAAGGGAAAUCUCCUCAAGCAAUCCGGCUAGGACCAGAGCAUCGGAACCAUGAUUUCGCGUUCAAACACCCCUUUCGGGAAAUUAAGCACUGGUCGCGUGGAUGCAUAUGUCAUCGAAGGAGGCGAGACGCAGCCCGCGCAGAGUCGUAUAACAGUGCCAGACAUGGCAAUUCUCGCGGUCGAUUUACGCUUCCUUGCGCCAAUCCACUCCUUUCUCUCCCCAGGCCUUCUCCUAACAUUAGUCACUCCCUAAGGCACCAAGGCACCGUCAUGUCGCAAGACACAAAAGACAAGGGUCCUCAAGAGACCGUACACACCAUUGAGCUCGGCUCGCUGAGUGGAAAUGCCAGCAGCGCGAGUCUUCAGCCACUCUCUCAGGCGUCCACCACGCCACCCGAACCGCCCUACACCGUCUUGACCGAGAGGCAGAAGAUCAUGACCAUCGCCAUCUCCGCGAUCGUCGGCUUUCUGGCCCCAGUAUCUGCGAACAUCUACUACCCGGCCAUCGAUCAGUUGUCUCAUGACUUGCAUGUCUCCGUCAGCCAGAUCAACCUCACCAUCACCACGUUCAUGAUCUUCCAAGGCGUGGCCCCUCUGGUGACCGGAAGUAUCUCGGAUGUAUAUGGUCGACGGCCAACGAUGCUGGUCUGCCUGAUCACAUAUAUCGGGGUCAACAUCGGCCUGGCCCUGCAGGACAACUAUAUUGCGCUGAUCGUCCUCCGGACCUUCCAGAGUUGCGGGAGCAGUGCCAUCUCGGUCGUCGGUAUGGCUGUCACGGCCGACGUGGUAACCCGCGGCGAGCGAGGCAAAUACAUGAUCUGGUCGUCGCUGGGCAUCACCAUGGGCCCCGCCCUCGGCCCCAUAAUUGGAGGUGUCCUGGCUCAGUUCAUGAAUUGGGAGAGCAUCUUCUGGUUUCUCGCCAUCUUUGCCGGGGCAAUGAUCAUCCUCAUCCUCCUCUGCUUUCCCGAGACCUGUCGGCAGGUCGUCGGCAAUGGGUCGAUCCCGGCUCCACGCUGGAACCGUCCGCUGAUUACAAUCAUCAAACCCGAACAGCUGGUCGACAAGGAGACGGCGAAAGCUAAGCUGGCAGAGGCACCUAAAGUCAAACGACCGACCCCGUGGGACAGUGUCCAGAUCGCCCUCGAGAAGGAGACUGGCGCCCUCAUUGCAUUUACCUCCCUCCUUUACUGCGGAUACUUUGCCGUGCUGAGCAGUUUAUCCUCCCAGCUUGGAGAAAAGUACAACUACAACUCGCUCCAGGUCGGCCUGUGCUAUAUCCCAUACGGCAUUGGCAGUCUCACCUCCCGGUGGACGAUCGGACGAUUUGUGGAUUGGAAUUUCCGCCGGCUCGGCAAGCAGCGGGGCUUGGAGGUGGUAAACAACCGCCAAGUGAACCUUCUCGAAUUCCCUGUCGAGAGAGCUCGCCUCCAGAUCACUCUGCCAAUGGUGUACUUGGCCUGCAUUUUCAUCGUCGGCUAUGGCUGGGUCAUGAACUACAAUGUCAAUGUGGCCGGGCCGCUCAUUAUGCUGUUCUUCACCGCGCAUACCAUCGCCGGGGCCACCAGCACGCUGAUCACGCUGCUGAUGGAUUGCCACGUCCAGCGGGCGGCGACAGUCACGGCAUCCAACACAAUGUUCCGUUGUUUCCUGGGAGCGGGCGCGGUUGCGGCCGCGGUACCGAUCAUUGAUGCGAUUGGGAUGGGCUGGAUGGGAACGCUGAUUGCCGUCAUGUGGGUGAUCUCCAGCCUGCUCCUGUGGUGGGUCAUGCUUUGGGGCCAUGAGUACCGUAAGCAGAAGGCCGCAAGGGUGUGAGCAGACGCUCAUUCAGAUACGUCGCCGGGAUCUGCCAAGUCACUGCAGAUCGAGGACGACUUCUCAUAGGUAGAUAAUAUCAAGUAGCGAAUACAGG
Molecule: messenger RNA, 1923 nt
Organism: Aspergillus ibericus CBS 121593
Lineage: Eukaryota; Fungi; Ascomycota; Eurotiomycetes; Eurotiales; Aspergillaceae
Product: MFS general substrate transporter
Exons: 2
Coding region: 285-1826 (513 amino acids)
Biological process (GO): transmembrane transport
Molecular function (GO): transmembrane transporter activity
Source: RefSeq, a predicted model, not a curated record